AGUGAGCUGACAGGGAAGGAGCCGGCUCCACCGACCGUCCCGGCCCAGUUAUCCUGGCCUGAGUGAGGUCUCCCCGUGAAGUUAGGAUCGACUUCCAGAAAACAGGCUCCUUCCCUCCCGUCACUCGCCGCCAGCGCCGGGACAGCGGCCGGGAGACGCCUCCGGGGCCGGGCUGGACAUGAGCUGUGGCGGCCGGGACUGGGACUAGGCCCCGCCAUUUUGGAUCCGCUGACAGGUUUGUCAGGAUGGUGGACAAGAAUAUUUACAUCAUUCAAGGAGAAAUUAACGUUGUUGUUGGCGCCAUCAAACGAAAUGCACGAUGGAGCACCCAUAUACCACUGGAUGAAGAACGGGAUCCUCUGCUGCACAGUUUCAGUCAUCUUAAGGAGGUCUUAAACAGCGUAACAGAACUCUCAGAGAUUGAGCCAAAUGUAUUCCUUCGUCCAUUUCUGGAAGUUAUUCGCUCUGAAGAUACCACUGGUCCUAUCACCGGCCUGGCACUCAGCUCUGUCAACAAGUUCCUGUCCUACGCACUCAUAGAUCCAACUCAUGAGGGCACAGCAGAGGGCAUGGAGAACAUGGCAGAUGCUGUCACUCAUGCCCGUUUUGUGGGCACAGAUCCUGCCAGUGAUGAAGUUGUCCUGAUGAAAAUCCUCCAGGUCCUCCGAACUCUGUUGCUAACCCCAGUGGGCACCCACUUAACAAAUGAAUCUGUGUGUGAGAUUAUGCAGUCCUGCUUCCGGAUUUGCUUUGAAAUGAGACUUAGUGAGUUAUUGAGAAAAUCCGCAGAGCACACUCUCGUGGACAUGGUGCAGCUGCUCUUCACAAGGUUACCUCAGUUUAAAGAAGAACCCAAGAGCUAUGUGGGAACCAACAUGAAGAAGCUGAAAAUGAGAGCAGGAGGCAUGAGUGACUCAUCCAAGUGGAAGAAGCAGAAAAGGUCCCCUCGGCCUCCACGUCAUACAACCAAAGUCCUACCAGGUUCAGAGCUGCCUCCAAAUGGAGCCACCUUGUCCUCUAACCUUACUAGUGGCAUGCCUUUCAUCGAUGUACCUUCAUCCAUCUCCUCUGCAAGUUCAGAAGCUGCCUCAGCAGUGGUCAGUCCCUGUACAGACAGUGGCCUGGAAUUAUCCUCCAGACACCUCCAAGGAGACCUCACUGACUUGGAGCAAGCUGGCUCCCCAAGGGAAAGUGCAGCCACAGAGCCUGGGAGCAAUGAGAUAGGAGUUUCCGAUCAGCUUGACCCGCAGGAAGGGGCUCAUGUGGAAAAGGCCCAGUCAGUCGUGGAGUCUAUCCCUGAAGUGUUAGAGGAGUGCACAUCCCCUACUGACCACUCGGCCUCUUCCUCUGUCCACGACAUGGAUUAUGUCAAUCCCCGGGGCGUUCGCUUUACCCAGUCCUCCCAGAAGGAAGGCACAGCUUUGGUUCCCUAUGGUCUUCCCUGCAUCCGUGAGCUCUUUCGUUUCCUUAUCUCCCUCACAAACCCACAUGACCGCCACAACUCAGAAGUUAUGAUCCACAUGGGACUGCAUUUGCUGACGGUGGCUCUGGAGUCAGCCCCUGUAGCCCAGUGCCAGACCCUCCUGGGUCUCAUCAAGGAUGAGAUGUGUCGCCACCUAUUCCAGCUCCUCAGCGUAGAGCGGCUGAACCUGUACGCUGCUUCCCUACGAGUAUGCUUCCUACUCUUUGAGAGCAUGCGCGGAGCACCUCAAAAGUUCCAAUUAGAGGAAGCAAUAUACAACAGUGAAGACUGCCCAGAGGAGGCCUGA
This is a messenger RNA of Peromyscus leucopus (white-footed mouse), 1769 nucleotides long. RefSeq names its product Golgi-specific brefeldin A-resistance guanine nucleotide exchange factor 1-like. The record is from RefSeq and is a predicted model, not a curated record. NCBI's taxonomy places the organism in Eukaryota, Metazoa, Chordata, Mammalia, Rodentia, Cricetidae.